GAAGCCCUCAGUUUUUUGAGAAUGCUUGGGAGGGUUCCAUCUCAUUAAGAAUUUUGAUAUAUGCCAAUCUCAAUCAGUUGCAUAUACAUACACAUACAUGUGCCAGUGAUGUAAAUAGUUUUUUCUGACGGAGUUCGUUUGUUUUCUUAAUUCAUCCGUCGUGAACAUCGCUCUGCCGUGGAUAAAAUGCGGUGCUUCAAGAAAUCUGGCUCAAUCUCCAGCCUCAACAUGAACUUGGGGCUUCUCCUUCUGAAUCUUUCCUACUUGAAGCAAGGAGUAUCCAAUAUCGAAGCCGUGGAAUAUGUCAGUCAAGGAUCCUGCACCCAGAACCAGCAACGGAACAUCCUCAGCAACGUGCCCAUUUGUCAGACUCGAGAAGUCCUCGUGGACCUUCGGCAACAUAUGUCCAAUGCUAGUAAUAUCAUCCAGGUGAUCCCGGAUUUUGCACCAGUUCAGCGAUGUGGGGGCAGCUGUCAAUUGUACUCCCAUCGAUGUAUUCCCACUUCCACCCGCAAGAAGCGUCUGGAAGUGAUGACCGUCUUGUCGCAAUUCCCUCAACCGGAGACCCAGAUUCAAUGCGGUUACGUGGAGAUAGAGGAACACGUGGGUUGUGCUUGUGGAUGUCCAGUUCAAGCGAGUGAUUGUCGAUCCGAUCAGUAUUAUUCGUCCACGGGAUGUCAGUGCAUCUGCAAAGACCAAGAGGAACGGAAUCGUUGUAUCCUACGGGGUAUGCGAUGGGAUAUCAUGAAUUGCAUGUGCAUUUGUCCCAUAUCCAGCUGGAAAGUGUGUUCUACUGGGUACAUUUUUGACUUCUCGCGGACCUGUCAGUGUGUUACCAUUAGUACCACGGCUUCCACGGGCCUGUUGACGGCUAUUAUUGUGCUGGUCACGUGCAUGGUGGUGUCGGUCAUUGGCGGUUAUGUGAUGUACAAAAAUCAGAUUGGUCUUUUCCGCUCACGAAGCAGAAGGAAUAUUUCGAAUCAUAGUUUGGAUGAGGAAGAGGACAAACAUCUCAGUCGGGAACCAAUUUGGGACAAACUAACCCAUGAACAAAUUGUUUGUCGGACCAUGAGUGAAGUAGACUGAAAAGUGACAAAUUUUUCGUCGCGUUACCAAAAAACCAGAUGGACUUGGUGUUCAGCAAAGGUUUUCAAAAAACCGUCUCUGAAAGUAUAAAGACAUUGUGGUUUUUGUCACAAUGUUUCACCUCUUCUUCGGGGGUAUAAAUGGCCGAUUCCUUUGCGUCACUUUUCGGACGUUUUCGGAUGCAGUUCUGAAUCAAUUACAAACCAAUCUCUUUGUCGUAUUGAAAUAAAUGUUUUUUUUUAUUUAA
Molecule: messenger RNA, 1333 nt
Organism: Tigriopus californicus
Lineage: Eukaryota; Metazoa; Arthropoda; Copepoda; Harpacticoida; Harpacticidae
Product: vascular endothelial growth factor A-A-like
Exons: 1
Coding region: 187-1086 (299 amino acids)
Biological process (GO): positive regulation of protein autophosphorylation; positive regulation of cell population proliferation
Cellular component (GO): membrane
Molecular function (GO): growth factor activity; growth factor receptor binding
Source: RefSeq, a predicted model, not a curated record